Molecule: messenger RNA, 306 nt
Organism: Wickerhamiella sorbophila
Lineage: Eukaryota; Fungi; Ascomycota; Dipodascomycetes; Dipodascales; Trichomonascaceae
Product: DNA-directed RNA polymerase III subunit RPC10
Exons: 1
Coding region: 1-306 (101 amino acids)
Biological process (GO): termination of RNA polymerase III transcription; DNA-templated transcription
Cellular component (GO): RNA polymerase III complex
Molecular function (GO): nucleic acid binding; zinc ion binding; DNA-directed RNA polymerase activity
Source: RefSeq, a predicted model, not a curated record
AUGCUGCAAAUAGCCCAGGGAGCCGAGGGCAACAAGUUCGAGUGCAAAACAUGCCCGUAUCAGUUCCCCAUUGUGGGCGACAUGAAGGUGUACGAUCGCAAGUAUAUGGAGCGAAAGCAGGUUGAUGAUAUGCUUGGCGGAGAAGGAGCGUGGGAUAAUGUAGAUCAAACGGCCAUUUUGUGUCCCACGACCAACUGCGGUGGUGAAAAGGCGUAUUUCUACCAGUUACAGAUCCGCAGUGCCGACGAGCCUAUGACGACGUUCUAUAAAUGCACAGCGUGCGGGCAUCAAUGGAGGGAAAAUUAA